Aureobasidium melanogenum CBS 110374 is the source of this 732-nucleotide messenger RNA. RefSeq lists its product as uncharacterized. The transcript is spliced from 2 exons. NCBI's taxonomy places the organism in Eukaryota, Fungi, Ascomycota, Dothideomycetes, Dothideales, Saccotheciaceae. Gene Ontology annotation, molecular function: nucleic acid binding. The coding region runs from base 1 to 732 and encodes 243 amino acids. The record is from RefSeq and is a predicted model, not a curated record.
AUGUGUCCAAUACGCCCACGCUCAGAAGGCUCAACCUCAAUACAUCUCCAACGUGUUGAUUACGCCUACUUUCAGAAGGCUCAGCCUUACAAUACUCAUGGCGCAUCACUUCCUCCUACCAUGAUGAACCCUGCGAUUCACUACCCAUCAAACCCUGACCCUGCCAGCUUCGCACAGGAGGCCUUUACUGCUGCUGGCAACAAGCACAAGCAGAAGCUCCAGAUCUUGAUGUUCAUUCUCAUGGACAAGAACAGCGUCGUCUACGGCAAGAUCAAACGCUACUGCGAAUGCAAGCUCGGCAUCCCUUCUCGAUGUGUCCAAUACGCCCACGCUCAGAAGGCUCAACCUCAAUACAUCUCCAACGUCAUCAAGGGUAUUCUCGAGAACUCCACGGUCGUCAUUGGCGCCGACGUCUUUUACUCUACUCCUGGUCUGAGGGGACCUUCUAUGGCUGCCAUGACCGUCUCGAUGAAUGUCCAGGGCACUCGUUACGCUACCGCUGUCGGAACCAACGGCUACCGUGUCGAGAUGAUCACCAACGAGAACAUCAAGAAGCACAUCACGUCUCUCGCCAGAAACGGCUGGAUGAACAAGGUCGGUCAGGGCAAGCCUCCCGCUACCAUCAUGACCUACUUUCACGAUGAUGAUUUUGCAUGUUAUGUUGAUCAGGAAGUGAUUGCUAUGAAGAAGGCCUUAGGUGAAUGUAACAAUUCCCCAAGGUCGUUGAGAUGA